This is a messenger RNA of Coccinella septempunctata (seven-spotted ladybird), 1570 nucleotides long. RefSeq lists its product as uncharacterized. NCBI's taxonomy places the organism in Eukaryota, Metazoa, Arthropoda, Insecta, Coleoptera, Coccinellidae. The transcript has 7 exons. The record is from RefSeq and is a predicted model, not a curated record. The coding region runs from base 62 to 1489 and encodes 475 amino acids. Gene Ontology annotation, biological process: intracellular signal transduction. Gene Ontology annotation, cellular component: microtubule; microtubule organizing center.
UCUUAUAUUUCUGCUGACAAGUAAAUAUAGAGAUCAUCAAAAUUUUUGUGUAUAUUUGAACAUGGGCUCAGAUUCUCCGCUGAAACCCAAAAGAAUACAUGUUUUCGUGAACGGUAACCCCACUGGAAGGAUAUUUUUCAUACAUCCAAAAUGCAGACUGAGCUGGUCCUCCAUCAUAAAUUUCAUCGGAGAUCUGCUGAAACCACAACACGGUCCAAUCAAAGUACUAAGAAGGACAGACGGACGUUCUGUUACUGCUUAUGAAGAGUUGGAAGAUAACGGAAAAUAUGUGGCUUGUGGAAAAGAACCACUUAUUUCACUAGCUCAGGGAUAUCGAACGGAAUCGGAAAUAGAGAUAAGAAAAGAUCUGAGGGAGACCUCUUCAUCUGAGAUAAUGAACGCCAUAGGGAGCAAGUUGAAGUAUUUGACGGAUACGAAUCAGAUGAAUGUUAUAACCAUUUAUGUGUUCAUGAAUGGACAAAGGACAAAACCUUAUAAGAUAAGUUUACUGAAAACAGAUCUGGGUAAUUGGACUACUAUCCUCAGCAUAGUCUCCAAACAAAUGGAUGUAUCUGUUAAAUUCCUUUACACCAUUUUUGGAGAAAAGCUGAAAGACCCAUCUGAAAUACAUCACAGAGGAUUUUAUGUUGCACUAAUCGAAGGAAAGCAAUUUGAUGAUGUGUCAUAUCUUUCAAUUUUUUCGGCGAAAAAGCAGAGAAAAGUAAGAUUUAAACAGACGACACAACAAACGGCUUCCAUAUUCAAAGAAGAAUCACUUCCAGUUCAACGAGAAUCGGGUGAGGACAAAAAGCUGGUGUCUACUAGUAAAGAGUUAGACGAAUCCCCCGCAAUACUGCAAGAAGAACCCUUAGUUCGUAGCUGUGAGGUGAUAAAUGUAAACGAUCCCACAACAGAUUCUCCUUGCAUCCAUGUGACUAUUGUUCAAAAACCCUUCUCGGCUUCCAAACAUACUCCUGGUGUACCAGCCACAGUUUGCGCCACUAGGCCAAGUGCCAAGUUCGUUUUGGAAAUGUUGAGUGAUAGAGAUUUGAACGCCACGUGCCAGUUGUGUAAGAGUACUCAAACGAAGGCAAUUUUUUGUGAGGCUGUACCAAAAGGGAAAUGUAUGAUAGAAGUGGCUUCCAAAAAGUUCCAUAUCAUAUGUGACGAAGAUACAAUUGUUCUUCCUUGUGGGACAUAUUUCAGUUCACAUCGAUCAAUGAAGAAACCAUGCACUUUUCCUUUAGGAAAUGAAUCUUUAUCUUUGGAAAAUAUUGCGAAUCAUAUUGUGGGAAUAGUUGUUGAUACAUCAGAGUACUGUGUCAGUCGUGCUAUAUAUGGGGCAAUACAUCCAAGAGGCGAAUUGGAAGAAAAAAAAGAAGCCGGUGAAAAUGAUAUUCAAGUGUCAUCUAAAGAUAAGAACUCAUGUGGCGAAAUUGUUACAAAUAUUCUAGAAGAAUCUCCAGAGAAAGAAGUAACUUCUCUUUGACAUCGAUUUAUCCGGUAUUUUCAACCAUUUGUUGGCUCUAAGUGGAAAUGUUUUUAAAGAAAUAAAGAUAAAUAUAAAGCA